This is a messenger RNA of Lethenteron reissneri (Far Eastern brook lamprey), 1325 nucleotides long. RefSeq lists its product as uncharacterized. Gene Ontology annotation, molecular function: nucleic acid binding; zinc ion binding. Lineage: Eukaryota; Metazoa; Chordata; Hyperoartia; Petromyzontiformes; Petromyzontidae. The record is from RefSeq and is a predicted model, not a curated record.
GACGGCAGCCGGCGCGGGGCGACGUUUCCCGCCACCCCGACGCGGCUCGCGGUCAAAUUUCCCGCCAUCUCUACAGUACGAGCGGAGGGCGGGGCCGGCCCGCGUCACGUGUCUGCUGAGCGCCAAGCACAAGCCGUGACAUCAUCAACGCCGGCCGGCGCGUCAACAUCAGAGCGACCGGCGAUGCCAUGUGCACGGCCCGCCCACACUGUAUCAUCGGCGGGGAGCGACGGAGAGCGUUCUGCGGCCACGGACGCCGCCUUACAACAGCGUCUGCCGCCUCUUAAAGAAUUUGUCGGCGCUGACGGAGACUGGGGCGGCUUCAAGAGGCGGUUCAUCGCUCAUCAAGAGAUGGCGAACUGGUCGGACGCCGAGGCUCUACGCGCGCUGCCAGCGAUGCUGGACAACGACGCCCUGGCUACCCUCACCUCGGCGCCGAGGGAAAAGCGCGCCACUCUACACCUGGCGUUGCAGCUGCUGUCAGCCGUCUAUGGGCCGCCUUCGGACUGCAGGCAGCUGUUCCACGAUCGGAGUCGGGGCGCCAACGAGUCACCCCUGGCCUUCCGGACGGCUCUCCUGGCUCUGGCAAAGGCUGCUUUCCCAAGGAUGGACGAGGAAGGAGUGGAUGCCAUGGUGGCUGAGAAGCUGCUGCUACUCGCUGACGAGCUGGACGUCAACGUCUUGGCUCAGGACGACGCGGAGAUGUCGUCCCUGCUGGUCGCGCGCCACAUCCACGGGGGCUUGCGGUCCCUGCGUCGGAAGGCGGCAAAGGGGGCGGCCGGCCAUGCCAUGGCGACCACCGCCCUCCCAUCGGAGGAGGUCUGCGGGGUGGAGCGGCGAGGGGAAUGGAGAUCGGCGGCACCGCAGGCUCGGAAUGGACCGAGCCGCCAGGAGCAGCCCAGGUCAUCUGGGGCGCUCACACGCUGCUACAACUGUGGCCUGCAAGGCCACGUUGCGUCUGGAUGCCGGGCUCCCCGUCAGCGCGGGGCGACACCUCGUCAGGACGCCACGCCGUCUCCUCCCAAGCUCCAGCAGAGAAAUACGGUGAAACAGGAGUGACGGGUCCACACCCACCAACCCCUCCCGGAGGGGUCGGGGGUCACUCGGCAGCGACGCCUGACUCUCUUGCACCCGGACCGUCAACAACCGUCACUGAGCGUGCCAGGACGGGCCCUUGUGAUGGGCCCGCCGCGCGGACGCGCGCCAAAACGCGCAGACUAUUGUGAGGUCGGCCGUUGGGGGGCCUUGCGGACAAUGGGAGGGGUGGCGUCCGGAGUGUGUGUAUAUAUGUUGGUUUUGGGGUAUUUAUUCGGGGGGGGUGCGUC